Molecule: messenger RNA, 4578 nt
Organism: Plasmodium gonderi
Lineage: Eukaryota; Apicomplexa; Aconoidasida; Haemosporida; Plasmodiidae
Exons: 18
Coding region: 1-4578 (1525 amino acids)
Source: RefSeq, a predicted model, not a curated record
AUGAAUAAUCCAUUAAAAGUAUCAAAAGACAUAUUAACAAAUUUAAACGAGGCGUUCAUAUCUACGACUGAACAUGGGGACGUCAACCUUAAUAGUGACGGAGAACUUCUUGCAGACCAAGACCGGAUCACCACGCUGGAUGAAAACACAAAACAAUUCUACAAAAAUGGGAUCGAAUAUAUGAACAAAUUUGAUAAUCUAGAAAAGAAGGAACAUGAUAACAUUAAUGACUUAAAGAUAGUAGCACCCAAUGACAAAAACAUGACACUAAUUGACCCGUCUUACAUAAGAGAAAGAGAUUUUGAUGAUGAUAAGAAAUACAUAAAUGUUAGUUUUGUUCACGAUUUUAUAAAUGCACCUAAAGACGAAAGACCUUCAGGUCAGAACAACUGUCAUGGAAAGAGGUAUAACUUUACAUAUAAAGAUGGCGAUAAAAAAAAAAAUUAUGAGUACAUAAAUGCAACAAAUGAGUAUUACAUAACAAAAAACGUGGAAGAAAAAAUGACCAACACUGGAAUAACAAGGGAAAAUUUUUUUUCCGAUAAUAAGAUAUUACUCUAUGAAGAUGGGAUAAACAAAUGGUCUGACAAAAGUAGGUACCUUUACUUCGUUGACAAGGAAAAACAAAAUGAUGGGUUAAAAAAAAAAAACAAAUUUAAAGAUAUAAGACUCAAUGAUGCACUCGUAGUGGAUAACUUUGAGAAGGUUGUUUACAAGCAAGAUCCUAGUAGUGACAAGGUUAAAAUAGAAAAUUUAAUACUGGAUGUUCUCAAUAAUGACUUCGACUAUGAUUUAGAAUCUGAUGAAAGUAUAAGGCCUAAUGAGCAACACAAAGAGGAAAUUGAAGAGAAUCAAUUAAACAUUAAGAAAAAAAUGAAGAAAGAACCGCUGAAUAUAUCUUCGAAAAACAACACUAAAUACAACCGAUCUUACAUUUUGGAUUAUCUACAUUAUGAUAACUUUUUUCAUGAUGAAGAUGUGAAUUUUUCAGUAAAUUUUACGUCAGACAAUUCGGAUUAUGAUACUAAUGAAGAAAAAAAAAAUACUUACCUAAAAUACACCAUAGGAAACAAUAAAGAAUUUGAAAUAAAAAACAACGUUCAUAAUUUGUUGACCAAGGCUAAAAAUGAUUUAAAUGUAAGAGAUUUUUCUAGAUUUAUACCUGAGCAGUUUAACAUGAACGUAUUUUUUUCUGAUCAGUCAAUGAGUGAGGAAUAUGAAUCUGAUUCCGAUGAAAAUAUGAACUGUGUUUUGAAAAAGAAAAAAACGCAAUGGAAUGAAAAAAGGAUAAAAGAAGAAAUGGAGUUACUACGGAAGUAUGACUAUGUUGACUCCCAUUAUUCACCUGGAUAUUACACUAGAAUUACACAAAAUUUAAGAGAUAAAUUGGACAAAAAGAGAAUUAAUAUAUAUGAUUUAAAAAAGAACGAAAUGUACGAGAAAAUUAAAAAAGAUCUCAUCGAUGAAGAGCAAACGAAGAAGGAUGAAGAAAAUCUUCAAAAUUUAAGAUUGGGAAAAUUGCGUGACCCUGAUGAAAAUUUAAGUGCACAUGAAGAAAUGGAUUUAGACAGCAUCCAAGGAAUUUCAGAUAGGGAAAUGGUGACAAACGCAGACGUGGAAGAUAUAGAACACAAAUCGAAGGAUGAUGGAGAGUAUAAAACUGAUAGCUCUUUAACCUUUGACAACAUAGAUAGUAAAAGUAUAAGCAAUUUGAAGAGAAAGUAUAAAGCAUUGAAAAAAAGUGAUCGUGCUGAUGAACUAAACUUAAGGAAACUAAAAUUUUAUAUAUGUCGAAAGGUUAAUAAAAAGAAAUAUUUUCUCAAGAACAUGAAAUCGAAUAAGAUGGACAGGAAGAAGGAAAACAUAAGGAAGACCAUAAAAUUUUCGAAACAAGGAGGGUACAACCUGCUUGCCAAGAUACAGGAAGAUGCUAACAUGGAUGAAGUAGAGGAAGAAGAUGAGCUGCAACAACUGCAAGAGGAUGAUCUGUUCGAUUACAGCAACUUAGAUACGUCAGAAAUGAACACAUCGGAUUACACAUACUCAUCAUUAACUAUUUCGUCUUAUGAGUAUUUAAAUAUACGUGGCGUGCAUUAUAAUGAUAAUUCAUAUGAAAAAAUAUUUUAUCAUAAUGACCCGAGAGUGAAUGUUACAUACCUGUUUGAUAUUGUCCAAUUUUUUCUUAUUCGGGAUGGAAAGGAUAAUGAAGAAGAGCGAACGAGUAAAGGAAAUAUGUUCAUAGAAAUCCUAGUGUAUGACAUCAAGUUCUACCAGCAUAGGAAACACAUUAAAGAAGAGGCAAUAAUGCAUUCAGUAGAAAUAAACGAAGAUACCACAGUAAAAUUGGAGAAAAAAGAAAAUGAUAUAUCCGAAAUAUUGCUAAGAACAGUGAACGCAGAAGGUGGCAUCUUCCGAUGUUGUAUAGAAGGAGAAAAAAAUAAAAUGAGUACAAUUUUUAACUGUUUAUAUAAAAGAAUUUCACUAUUUAUGUAUGUAAAACAUUUGAAUUCUAUAUCUUAUGGAGUUAUCGAAAAUGCAGUUAAUUAUUUUUUAUUUGAAGGUAAAAUAUUAAAUUUAAAAAAUGUCCAAUAUAACAAAAUUGCAGAUAAUAUUAUCUUUUCGUGUUCAAAAAAUGUAGCAAAUAUUUAUAGUAUCAAUUUAUCCAAUAGAAAAAUGAAUAUUAAAGACGUAUCUGAAUUUCUAACCUUUUCAAAUAUUAAACAUUGUAAUUCAUUAAACUUAACACAUAAUCCGCUCUUUCUAGAACUGGCAUUUGAAAAAAUUAAAAAUGAUAUUGAUUGUGUCAUCAAAUUUUUCAAAAGUUUAAAACUGAAAGAACUGAUUUUAGAUUUCAUAGAUCUUUCAAAUCCCUCAGCUGAGUAUUUUAUUGCUAAUAUUUUGCUCAGUACAAAUGUAUCCUUCAUAAGUUUAGUAAGUUGUGAAUUAAAUAAUACUAACAUAAUCAGUAUAGUCAACAUAGUUCAGCACAGGAAAAGAGACAGAAGAUAUACAAGUACCAUAAAUUAUGUAAAUGUCGAAUUUAACAAAUUGACAUAUCAUGACAUAGUAUCUCUUGUAAAAAUAUUGUUUGAAUUGAAUAAAAAUUUUCAAAAAUUAUAUAUAUGCGGAAAUUAUGUACAAAGUGAUAUAUUCGACAUAUCAUUUGAAUUUAAGAGGAAAAAAUCUACCAUUGAAAUGCAGAAAUAUGUUAAAUCUAACUCGGAUAUUUUUCAUUUUGACACAAUGGAUCAAGUUAAGAAUUCCUAUGUGUGCAAUUUGCAAGGGGUGGCAGAGUUGUACGAGCAGGAUAAAAAUACCCCAGUGCAAGUUACUUUCGAGUUAUAUUUUUGCUAUUUGCAUAUCAUAAAACCUGAGGAAAAAAUGUACACCAUUAGAAACAUUUCAAUUGUCAAAAAGGGAAACAUAAGCAUAGUGGCCAUUGAAGCACUGUUUAACAAUAAGGGAGUAAAAAUUAAGCUAAAUUUAUUUAAGGAAAACAUAAGUUUGCUAUUUCAUAGCAUAGUGCGGGAAAGCUUCAUGGGCAAGGUGUACUAUAACGAACAGAUUAGAAAUGACAGAGAAGUGAACGAAAAUGUUUUGAAUUACUUUAUUAUGAGAAGUGAAAAUGAGAUUAAUUUAUAUAACUACAAUAUUACGCGAGAAGAAAUUCAUUUUGUUUUGGAUCUUUGCAAAAAUAGUGUGGUCAAGAACAUAAACCUUAGCUGGUGUUAUCUGCGCAAUGAGGAUAUUUUGUAUUUCAAUUCUGUAAAAAAUUACUCGUACGGAAUUAAGGUUUAUAAAUUGUCUCUAAGUAGUAACUUAAUCGAUUCAGAUGUGGAUAUGGAAGACCUGAUUACAUUCCUGUCGAACUUCACCAUUUUUUUCAAAAUAAAUUUAAGUGUUCUGAAAAUAGGUUCAAAUCCGUCAAUAUGUGAAUUAUUUUUCUACCUCUUAAAUAACACCAAGUGUAAGAUUAUAAGCCUGGACAACUGUGACCUUGGGAAUGCGUUUUUGUUAUCUGUAAACAGAAAUAUUAAUAAGUUGAAAACAAACAACUACCUGACUCUUCUGUCUAUGCAAUACAACACAUUCAAUGAUAAAAGAGGAAUGAUCAAAUUUUUAAACAGCAUAAUUUUAGCAUGCAAGUCAUUGGAAAACAUAAAACUUUAUACUAAUUAUAUCAGUGAUGAAGAUACUAAGAUAAUAACAAAACACGUGAUCAAAAAAGACGUAGUAUCGUUUCAGUGUACAUACGAUGCAUCUGUUUAUGCAUCUGAUCAAGUGAUAAAAGUGGAAAAGAUAGCGAAAAAUAAAAUUAAUAAUGAUGUCGAGUAUAAUGCAGAUAUGACAGAGGAGGAGCUUAAAAUAAUUCAGCAUUUUUUUGAGAAAAAACAAAAGGAGAAGGAAGCAAACAGAGCAGGAACAGCAGACGAUAGAGAUGCAAAUGAAAAAGAUGCAUAUGAAAAAGAUGCAGACAAAAGAGGUGCUUACGAGAAAACAGACAGAGAUCAGUUCGUGAAUCGUUAUAAUUUGGAUGAUUUAAAAUCAAGUAAAAUUAAAAACAUUAUUAUGAAGUGA